This is a messenger RNA of Osmia lignaria (orchard mason bee), 624 nucleotides long. The record is from RefSeq and is a predicted model, not a curated record. NCBI's taxonomy places the organism in Eukaryota, Metazoa, Arthropoda, Insecta, Hymenoptera, Megachilidae.
AUUUUAAACUAACGUUGAGUGGCGCGCAUAAAACUUGAACUUUUUAAGAUAUCUACAUGCGCAUUGGAUUCAGUACUAAGGUUAGACAAUUUUGUUGCGUGUUAUUGUCGGUGCUUUUAAAAUUAUCAAAAACAAAGUCACGUUUAAGAGUCUCGAGUUGUAAUAUUUCGAGCAAUAAUCCAAAAUGCCAGGCACACCGAUAAAAGAUGCAAAUGAUGCCAUAGAAAAAUUACGAACAACGGAACGCCCUCCGAUAACAAACCGUGAGCAUACUGUGCGGGAAAUUACACAAACCGAUAGACUGAACAAAAAAUUAUUAGUAUCACUUUUGGAACGAAUGAAUAAAUCAAACGGAGAGUUCGAUAAAUUUAUGGAAGAAGGAAAUACUAGUUGUGAUUCUCAAAAUGACAACGAGUUUUAAAUAAGAUAUAAAAUGUUAUAAAACUUAACCUAUCUACUGUUUACGGUCAGGAACACCGUUACAGUUAUACAAUUGCUAACGCACAAAUACUGCCGAAAGGAAAGAAGCUAGGUUUAAGAAAUUGUAUUCAUACACUUAUAUUCUCAAUAGUCUUUGAAAAAUUUUACUGUUCAAUAAAUAAUUACCGUUUUGCAUAUAUCAAA